GCUGUAAUUUACCAUACUAACUGUUCGUAGUGGUUGGGAGAUAAGUGCGGUUGAUAACUGUGUCACACCUAUAUACACGUAGCUUUCGCUCAGGCAGCGUUUGGUUAAACGGCCAUUUCCAGAGAUGGUUCGAACACAAUUUGGACCAACACGUAUAAAACCCAGAUCCUAUGGAAGUGAUCAUGGACCUAAUGAAGGGCACUAUAACUCCAGCUCCAGAAAUCGAAGAGAUGACCAGGGCUACUCGCCUCGGCCCCCUGUUAACUGGAGAGAGUCUAGAGGUAGAGGACGAGGACAGCCGCCAACUGGCAGAAGAGUUCCUCAAAUGGAUGAGCAGAGGGAGUCACGUUUUAGUCACUGGAAGUCUCAUAGUCAGGAUUCCUUUCAAUCAUACCCUUCCAAAAUGGAACCACACCACAGCUCUCGGAGGCAGUCGCCGUUUCGGCCUAACAGACCCCCCCACAUUAUGCCCCGUUCAUCUUUUCACGGUCCAACACACGGACACCAAAGUCAAAGAAACCCACCUUUCCAUGGCCACCCCUCAGGCCCGAGGUCACCCUCCCCGAGACAAAAUCGAAACCACCCACCAGACAGAAGGUCUGGCCCCGCCCCAACUUACCAGGGAUCAUUCAGAGGCGCCAAAAGACAGGCCGGCUUCCCUCCACAGGAUGAGCGAAGACGAGGCCCUCCUUUAAGAGGAAGACCCUAUGAACACUCGGGUCGUGGCUUGAAGCGCUGGGAAGACUCUGGAUCAUUCCCUCUUCCACACAAUGGAGAGCCACGGCCCUCUGGCUCACAGAGGAGCCCCAGAGAGAUGCAUGGGAGAGGCUCGUGUACAGAGAGGUGGUCAUCUGAACAAGAGUCCCGGCGGCAGCGCGGUCCUGUGGAGAGGCAGGGCAGCCGAUCCCACAGUAGAGAGAGGGGACAGGAUGUCCCUCGCCAACCCCCUUACAGACCCCCCUCAUGGAGAGGAGGCCACUUUCCACCGUCCUCCUUCCAGCGGAGCCCCCAGGACAGGCAAGGGCCGCCACCACGCAAGAGGAGGAUAGAAAACAUCAGCAUGCCUUCCUCAGACCCUGCAGCUGAGCACGGCCCUGCUAAGUACCCCAGAAGGGAGAGGCCUCAGCUACUAAGUACCCCCAGGCCUUUUGGUGGCAAGCCUUUGUCUCUUAGAGAUAGAAGUUUCCUAGUUAAGAGUCAACACAUGAGAGCAGAGUCUCUCAUGAUGCUCAGAAUCCCUUCAACUGUCAAACCCAGGCCUCGCCUGGGCGACGUAGCUGCACAUGGAACCCCCAGCUCUGUGCUCGCCCUCAGAAAGAAGCGUUUCCAAUCCAACGCUGUUUCUCUUGAGAAAGAAGAGCCACGCAGGCCAAAACGACAAGAAUCAUCAUCCAGUGACGAAAGCAAUGCAAGCAAGUCCUCAAGUGACUCUGGCACAGGAAACGAACAGGUGGAGUCCCGCCGCUCCUUAAACCCGCACAGGUCUUCUCCAAUAGAGAAACGGGAUCUUGUAGUUUUGUCUCACUGGCCUCCCGGGCCCAGUUCCUCCUCUAAAGACUGCUCUCCUCCAAAAAUUUCCAGCCCAAAGUCAAAGACAGACCACAGUUCAGAUGAAGACACCACACCCAACAGGCGACGCUCCAAAUCUGCCAAUUCCAGAUCACCCGAAGACAGAAAACGUGGAUAUUUGGAAAAGAGAGUGUUUAGACCAUUUAAUCCAAUGCAGGACAGUAGCAGGCCCACACGGCCUUUCAGGAGGCCACCACCUUUUCAGCAGAGGGGACGGUUUCCUGCAGGUCCAAGGAGGAUGGGCAUGGAAAUGCAAGGACAUAUUAGACGACCACUCAUGGAGACUUUGAUACCACGUCCUUUUCUGAAUCCUAAACCAGUCUUCAGAAAAAGCUACAGUAUCAUGUCCAAAUACCGGAACAUGAGAGUGAUGCGUCAGCGCGCACCACCUUUCCGCGGUCCCAACCAACCCCGUUGGUGACAACCUCAGGUUUGGGGAAGAUUGGCUUCACCACCUGUCCAGAUCACCUGCUGGAUGGACACUACAGUCCGAGCUCACUGUCCAUGCAUCUCUGACCGGCUUGUUUUCUUUCAACUGUUGCUUACAUCUCAACUGUCAAGUACAAUGUGCUUUUUUUUUUUUGUUGUUGUUAAAAUACUGCUGUGCUUCUAGAAUACUUGGAACAUUUUUUACGUCUUGUUUUGUGUUUUAUUUUAGGAUUGUUUGGGUUGCUGCUCUACAAUUGUCCUCAUUGCAAUCAUUGAUUAGAUGUUCACUUUGAUAUGUCAACUUUUAAACAAAGGAUAUGUUGAGUUUGACACUAAAUAAACUCCAACCCAUCAAUUUGGUGAA
Messenger RNA from Oryzias latipes (Japanese medaka), 2362 nucleotides. Lineage: Eukaryota; Metazoa; Chordata; Actinopteri; Beloniformes; Adrianichthyidae. The record is from RefSeq and is a predicted model, not a curated record.